AUGAAAAUAUUCAAGAUAUCUACGGCUCUACUAGCUAUCACUGUCUUAUCUAAGCAUGUCUCAUGUGAGGAUGUUACAGUAAACGAAGAGAAGCAGGACAAGCUGUGUCUCCUAGCAGGAAACAUAAAGAACGUUGAGCUAGUAACCAAAGCCGCAACAGACAGCACAAAAACCGCAAAAAAAGAGAGCAAUGACAAAGGCCCGCAAAAAGAAGAACAGCCUGCUGACUUGGAGUUUACUUUGUGUCUAUAUGCCACAAUGUCCACAGACGGAAAGACUGCUUCCACUGGAGGAGACAAGAUACUGGAGAGGUUUUUGAGCAAAGAGGCAAACUACGCAAAUGCUAAAUACGAAAUAGUCCUGUCAAAUAAAAGCGGUGACAGUGUGUCAAAGGCAUCUUCUAACAGCAUCUCGCUAGACCUGUUAUCAGACGACCAAUUCUCAGAGAAAAGAAAAAACGUGUCUGAAAUAUCUCUGAAGCUAAAAGUAUCUAAGGAAGAGAUCCAGAAGCUCAUUGCCAAUAAUAAAAACAGCGCAUCCGCAGAUGAAGUAGCAACAAUGUAUGCUCUUAAGAUAAGCAACAUGACUGUUCCCGUACUGAGAAAUGGCGGCAAAGACCUAGACGAAAUGACCACAGCUGCACACACUAUUUACACAGAGAUGAAGAGCAUAAGCGAGAUAACAAAUAAGCUGUCAGGAGAAGAAGACUCAGCAGAGAACUUCCUUUCAAGACACUGGAUGGCUAUUCUCGUGGUUUCGGUGGUAGUUAUAACAGGCUGCGUGGUGACUGGGUUCUUAGUAAGCAGAAACAAUGCCUAG
Nematocida minor is the source of this 819-nucleotide messenger RNA. RefSeq lists its product as uncharacterized. The transcript has a single exon. Bases 1 to 819 code for a protein of 272 amino acids. Lineage: Eukaryota; Fungi; Microsporidia. The record is from RefSeq and is a predicted model, not a curated record.